Molecule: messenger RNA, 3732 nt
Organism: Anthonomus grandis grandis
Lineage: Eukaryota; Metazoa; Arthropoda; Insecta; Coleoptera; Curculionidae
Product: zinc finger protein 721-like
Exons: 5
Coding region: 1-3732 (1243 amino acids)
Biological process (GO): regulation of transcription by RNA polymerase II
Cellular component (GO): nucleus
Molecular function (GO): DNA-binding transcription factor activity, RNA polymerase II-specific; RNA polymerase II transcription regulatory region sequence-specific DNA binding
Source: RefSeq, a predicted model, not a curated record
AUGUCCAGCGGCAUAAUCGGGAUAACGUUUCAAUGUUCGGACUGCGGAAACACGUUUAAGAGCCUGCAAGCGCUCACGGAACACAUGGAGUCCCAAUGCGUAACUAUUGCCACACAAAACAAUGAGGUGGAGGAACUCUUAAGCAAACUGCCGGGCAUAAGGGUGGUAAAGAAAGCAGAAAAGAAGCAAAAAACCACCCCCAAAAAGUCGAAAAUAGAGAACAACGAGUCCGUGAGGUGUUUCUUCGUGUGCCCCACUUGUCCGGAAAUAUUCGCCUCCGAAGAAAUCCUGGAUAAGCACCAACCGACUUGCGGAACCCCAAAAGAAUCUCUCAGCAAGAAGAAGCAGAAGAGCUCCUUUGAACCGUACACCUUUGACCGACUGGCACACACGUACAGCUGCAACAAAUGCCCGGUGGAGUUCGAAUUCAAGUCAUUGAUAGAGGAUCACGUCAAGUCCGCUCACGCGUACUUCCACUGUGACGUUUGCGACAUCGAAUUCGACUCCCCCUUGAAGUUCGGAUACCACAGCCUCAAACAUGCCCCGGACAUGUUGAUGAGUUGCCCCUGGUGCUCCUUCAGGACCCCCCUUAAGACCGAACUGAAAAAUCAUCUGCAAACCGAGCAUCCCGACGAAGAAAUGAACCUGCCGCACGUCGAGGACUCGGACUAUCCCUGCGUGGUUUGCGGCAAGCAGUUCUUCGACUGUCGCAAACUGUUGCACCACCAGAAAAACGUCCAUAAGGCCAACGUGAUUUGCGUGCCUCUCCUUGGAGCCAAAUUGCCGGAGAGCACAGAGGUCGCCCCGAAAGAACCGUGCUCGUUAUUGUGCGACACCUGCGGCAAGAAUUUUAGCUCCAAGUACCGCCUGGAGCGCCAUCAGAGGGCGAUGCACGAGGGACUAAAGCCCUUCGUGUGCAAUUACUGCGGCAGAGCCUUCACCGGCAAAGAUACCCUGAAGAAGCACGAGAGGAUUCACACGGGGGAGAAACCGUACCAUUGCGAGUACUGCGGCAAGAACUUUAGGCAACCGGGACCGUUUAGCGUUCACAGACGUACGCACACCGGCGAGAGGCCGUACCAGUGCAAGUUCUGCAACAGGAGAUUCAUUACCAAUCAAAUCAAGAAGAUGCACAUGAAGAACUGCACCAUUAGGGCGGGGAAGUUCGCUCCCGAUAGUACCACCGUCGAGUUUUAUCAGGAGGUGCGCGAGGUGAAGGACGCUGCUCUGAUAGGCGCUACCAUCGAGAUGGCUGAGUCUGGAGAGCCGGCGGUUAUCGGAGGGUUCUUGCCUGACGAGUACUGUUUCGAGAUAAAAAUCGAACCUCCCGAUACGCCUCCACGUCGAAAAACCAGAUCGACCAACAAAAACAAAUAUUUCAAAUCGGAAGAGAGCGACGACGAGCUCCCGCUGCUAAGCAGACUUAAAAACCUCGCGGAAAAACCUCAAAAAAAACUCAAAGGUAAACAGCGGAGGUGUCCCCGCUGCCAAGAAACCUUCGACACCGCCGCAGAAUGGCAGAGGCAUAAAUGGAGCGAGGACUGUAGCUUCCGACCUCCUCAGUCUCCUCCUCCCGCCGUCAAGCGGAGGAAGCCUCACUCGAAUCGUAUCCACGCUUGCAAGUACUGCCAGGAGAUUUUUAAAACGUUAAAAUUACUGAAGGAGCACAAGAAGGUGCAUAAGCCCGAGGAGAUGUGCGAGGAGGAGGAGCCUUUUUAUAAACUCGACCAUAUCCAGGACCUCUAUAUUUGCUCCGUUUGUUCCGCGGAGUAUCAAGAGGAAGACGAGGCCAAGGAACAUAUUCUCACCCAUAGACAGAUAAUCAAAUGUAUCGCGUGCAAUAUGGAGUUUAAAGAGUACUUUGACUUGGGGGUUCAUAACAAGCAGACGCACGAUCAGGAGGGCAAGUUUGGGUGCCCACUUUGCACCUACGCGUCCUCGAACUUGUACAGUUUUAAGGCGCAUAUUAAUUAUGUGCAUCUCAAGAGGUUUCCUUUUUAUUGCAAGGAGUGUGGGAAGGGAUUUAAGCACUAUAAGACUUAUAUGGAGCAUCAGAACUUGCAUAUUGGGAAAAAGCCUUACGUAUGCAUUGUAUGCGAGAAGGCUUUUACUUACGAGAAGUACUUGCAUGUGCACCAAGUGAGAAAUCAUCAGGUGGGCAUAACGGGCAGAAAAAUCGAAAACGAAUGUCGCACCUGCAACAGGCACUUCUACAAAGCACAAGCCCUGGAGGAGCACAUAGAAAUCUGCUAUAAACGGCAAAAGAAACCCAAAAGCGCCAUCCCGGUGAAGGCUUUUCUCUGUGACACUUGCGGGCAAACUUUCACAGAGAAAGCGAAAUUGCUGGAGCAUCUGCGUGUCCACAGGGGCGACCUGCCUUUCGUGUGCACCUGGUGCGGGAAGAAAUUCCCUGUUAAGUCUUACCUUAAAACUCACGAGAGAGUGCAUACGGGGGAGAAGCCUUACUCUUGUGAGUUUUGCGGUAAACGCUUCGCUCAGCACGCUCCCUUCAGGGUUCAUCGCAGGACUCACACGGGAGAGAGACCGUAUGUGUGUGAGUUUUGUAACAAAGGCUUCACCACCAAUCAGGGGUUGAAGUUGCAUAAAAAAAACUGCUCGGGGGGGUUGAAAAAGGCUAAAAUAGAGCAGCUGCCCCAGCAGCAGUACGUUCAACUGAAUCCCACUUAUAUUAUGGACGAUCAUGGCAUUUUUGGUCGCUUCACGAAACACACCUUAACCCCUUGCACCAAGACCACCUGGACCUGCAAGUAUUGUCAAGAGAAGUUUGAGGACCGACACCUCCUUCGCCUUCACAAAACCUCCCAUAAAGCAACUUAUUUUGAGGAGGAACGUCCCUCUUAUAAGUACGACGAGGUGCAAAGCAUUUACUUCUGUGAAACCUGCUCCGCUGAAUACCAAAAGGUCGAGGAGGUCGAAGAGCACUUGAAGAUCCACCAGAGGCUCUUCAAGUGCUCGAAUUGCUCUCAAGAGUUCGAAAGUCCAUUCGAGUUUGGGAUGCACCAGAUGAAACAUAGCGAGGCUAAAACUCUGAAGUGUCCCUGUUGCCCGUACAUCAGUAAAACCUUGAACCCCAACAGCUUCAAAGCCCACGUGAACUAUCAACAUCUGAAGCGAUUUCCGUUCUUCUGUAAGGAGUGCGGCAAGGGAUUCAAGCAGUUCAAGGUCUACCAAGAGCACCAGAACCUGCAUCAGGGCACCAAGCCAUACUCCUGCAUCGUCUGCAGCAAAACCUUCACUUUUGAGAAGUACAUGGUGGUGCAUCAGCUAAAGAAACACCAGGCCUCAGUUAGUGUCAAAGACUACGACAUGCCUCAAAUAAUUAGCCACAGAAUCAAAAAGCAACCGAACUCCUUUCUCUGUGACACUUGCGGUCAAGGGUUCACCGAAAAAUCCAAACUUCUCAAACAUAUCAGGGUCCACAAGGGCGAUCUACCCUUCGUGUGUCAAUGGUGCGACAAGAGGUUCCCACAGAAGGACUAUCUGAAGACCCACGAGAGGGUCCACACGAGAGAGAAGCCUUAUUCGUGCGAAUUCUGUGGGAAAUGCUUUGGGUUUUCAGCCUCCUUUAAGGUCCACAUCAGAACCCACACUGGGGAACGACCUUACGUCUGCAGCUUUUGCAGCAAAGGCUUCACCACCAACCAAGGCUUGAAGCUGCAUAAGAAGAAUUGUCCGGGGAUUUCAAUGUUGAAAAUUGAGAAAACCCUUUGA